AUGGAUAGUAUUCAGGCUAAAGCAAUGAGAAUAGUCCUAGGAGCUAUGAAGUCAAGUCCAAUCAACUGUAUGAGAGUCGAGUGUGUAGAGCCUCCAUUAAGCUUACGACGGCAAUUUCUGUCUGAUAAAUUCCUAUUCCGUUGUAUCCAAUUCAGUAACCAUAUCCUAACACCUAAACUGACUUACCUGGCAUCUUUAAUCCCCAAUUGUAGUUAUUGGAAAAACAAACGCCCACCAUGUUUGGUUGAAAGUUACAGAAGAUUUACUUGUUUUGAGGCUCCUCACCAAGCGACUUCUAAUCCAUUGUUCAAAUAUAGUUAUGAUUCCCUUGUAAUCUCUCCUGAUAUAGAUACUAGCACAGGACUUGUGAAAAUUGAGCAAAACCAAAAGUUAACAUUUAACUAUAUUGUUGACACCAAGUGGCCACAAUGGCAUCGAAUAUUUACAGAUGCAUCUAAGCGUUCCAAAGAUGGCUGUGUAGGUGUUGGUGUACUGCACUCUAAUUACAAUAUUGUUCAAAAAACUAAACUCCCUCCUGAAUCCUCCGUGUUCACUGGCGAAUGUAUUGGCCUUGUUAAAGCCAUAGAAUACAUCCUUCUACUAAAACUUCAAAAAACUGUAAUUUUUACAGAUUCACUGAGUUCUUUAAAUGCCUUAGCCCGGUUCCUAUUUGGAUCACAUUAUCAAUUCCCUGUCAUUUCCGAAAUUAGAAACCUUCUAUUAAAAUGUAUAAAAGAAAACUAUUCCGUAUCGUUUGCAUGGGUUCCUGGUCACUGUGGAAUAUCUGGAAACGAGAAAGCCGAUCGUUUAGCCAAUGAGGCGGUGGAGAGUGGAGAUGUAGACAUUUUUAGAAACUAUGCGCAUGAUUUGAUGUCUCUUUCAGGGAUUUAUCUCAGGAAUUCCUGGACUGAACCCUGGGCUCAAGAUAGUUCAAAAGGUCGCCAUUAUCGUACUAUUCAACCUUCUAUACCCAGUAAGCCCUGGUUUUGGAAACUGAGAUUCAGUAAAAAAGUUACAACAGUACUGUCUCGUAUGCGACUGGGACACGUCUGCACCCCAGCUCAUCUUACUAAGUUAAAUAUUAAUGACAGCCCUACGUGCGAUUGCGGAUAUGAUGUAGGUGAUUUAAAUCACAUCAUAUUUGUUUGUCCUCGGCGCGACCGGUCGGCUCUUCUUGAAGGUCUCAUUUCCAUUCAAAUUCCUUUCCCUUCAUCCAUAUCAUGUUUACUUUCAACAUUGGACCCACAUGUAUAUAAUCUUUUAGCAGCUUUUAUCUUAAGUAAUAAUAUAAAAAUUUAG
Messenger RNA from Pieris macdunnoughi, 1299 nucleotides. The record is from the annotation of a GenBank genome assembly. NCBI's taxonomy places the organism in Eukaryota, Metazoa, Arthropoda, Insecta, Lepidoptera, Pieridae.